AGGUUCUACCUCUACGUGUCAUUUAACUCGAUUCUACCGGCUGACUACUUUUUAUUGUUUUUACUUUUAGUAGGGAGUUGGACUUCCACUGAGUACCAUCUCUUAACGUUUCGUUGCUGUAGCUGCCGUCAGACAUUUUGUCAAGUCAUAGAUCUUUGUUGAAUUUGAACAUUCUGUUUUACGAUUUUUAAAGGUCUGAAAAUGGUGGUUAAAAUCAAGGCAGGCCCAGUUGUGGACAUCCUAGGAGAUGAGAUGACAAGAGUGAUUUGGGAUGUUAUAAAGGAAAAAUUAAUUUUGCCUUUUGUUGAUGUCGAAUUGCAUACUUAUGAUCUUGGCAUUGAGAACAGGGAUAAAACUGAUGAUAAGGUGACGGUGGAAUGUGCUGAGGCAAUUAAGAAGUACAACGUAGGGAUCAAAUGCGCCACGAUCACCCCUGAUGAGAAAAGGGUCGAGGAGUUUAAGCUAAAAAAAAUGUGGAAGUCUCCCAACGGUACGAUCAGGAAUAUCCUCGGCGGUACAGUAUUCAGAGAGCCGAUUAUUUGCAAAAACAUCCCGAAACUUGUUACUCCGUGGGAGAAGCCGAUUAUAAUCGGCAGACAUGCCCAUGCAGAUCAGUACAAAGCUACUGAUUUCUUGGUGCCAGGCGCUGGGAAACUGACUCUCAGCUUCACUCCCGUUGGCGCUAAAGAGCCGACAAUCGUAGAAACAGUACACAAUUUCGAAGGUCCAGGAGUCACGAUCGGUAUGUACAAUACUGACCAGUCAAUAGAAGCGUUUGCGCAUUCGUCAUUUAAAUACGCCCUGGUCAGAAAGUACCCUCUCUACCUCAGCACUAAAAACACAAUUUUAAAGAAAUACGAUGGACGAUUCAAAGACAUAUUUCAAGAAAUUUAUGAACAGAAGUACAAAGUGGAUUUUGAAAAAAGUGGCAUUUGGUACGAACACAGGUUGAUUGAUGAUAUGGUCGCCUAUGCUUUAAAAUCUGAAGGCGGUUUCAUAUGGUCAUGUAAAAAUUAUGAUGGUGAUGUUCAGUCUGAUUCUGUGGCACAAGGAUUCGGCUCUCUCGGACUUAUGACUUCAGUUCUUGUGUGUCCUGAUGGUAAAACGAUCGAGGCAGAAGCGGCUCACGGCACGGUGACUCGGCAUUUCAGGUUCUACCAGCAAGGCAAAGAGACCUCGACCAACCCGAUCGCUUCCAUCUUCGCCUGGACUCAAGGCCUAGCCCACAGAGCAAAGCUUGACAAAAACCAAGAAUUGGCCAAUUUUGUAAAAGUGCUGGAAACCGUCUGUGUACAGACGAUCGAAUCCGGUUACAUGACUAAAGAUUUGGCCAUUUGCAUAAAAGGCAUGAACAAUGUUAAAAGGGAAGACUACCUCGAAACGUUUGCCUUUUUGGACAAAUUAGCUGAAAAUCUCAAAAUCGCCUUGAAAGCCUGACUAACUUCUAAAAUAUAAAACAAUAAAACCUGAUACAGGACUGUCUUUAA
Molecule: messenger RNA, 1487 nt
Organism: Cimex lectularius (bed bug)
Lineage: Eukaryota; Metazoa; Arthropoda; Insecta; Hemiptera; Cimicidae
Gene: Idh
Product: isocitrate dehydrogenase [NADP] cytoplasmic
Exons: 2
Coding region: 202-1437 (411 amino acids)
Biological process (GO): isocitrate metabolic process
Cellular component (GO): peroxisome; mitochondrion; cytosol
Molecular function (GO): isocitrate dehydrogenase (NADP+) activity; NAD binding; magnesium ion binding
Source: RefSeq, a predicted model, not a curated record